Molecule: messenger RNA, 978 nt
Organism: Penicillium alfredii
Lineage: Eukaryota; Fungi; Ascomycota; Eurotiomycetes; Eurotiales; Aspergillaceae
Product: reverse transcriptase
Exons: 4
Coding region: 1-978 (325 amino acids)
Source: RefSeq, a predicted model, not a curated record
AUGCGGUGUGGCAUCAUCAAAACCGUCAGGAACAGCGGUGCUACAGAAUUGAAUGGACCGGUCCUAGAAGGCACCUCGCGCCAGCAAGCGCAGUAUCGCCCGCAUACGCCGCCUGAACCAUCGAGACAAAGUGGCGGAGGCGGCAGAAGAUAUAUCAAAAAUAUAGGGAAUGAGAUCACACAGCGAGGAGUCAUCACGGCAGUCAAAUGGCCUAAGCCUGACAAUGCAUCAGGGCUAGGAGGGGUGCCGAACCGAGUGCUACAGGCGCUGAUGCCAGACGGGCAGGGCGGGCAGCCCGAAACACAGCCCCUCGCCUCACUCCUCACGAUCCUCUUCAAUCAAUACCUCCGGGUCGACCACUGCCUGCCACACUUCCGCGAAGCCACCACAACUGUACUCCGCAAACCCGACAAGGACGACUACGGCGAAUAUGAAGCAACCAACUACGGCCUGCUACUAGAUAGCAGCUUCGGGGGGCGCCGCGGCCGCGGCACCGGCCUUGCAUGCUCAUACCGGCGGCGAACAAAGCCGGGAAGGGAGAAACCCCACAAAAUCGAGGGCGGGUCAAGCAAGGGCCCCGAAAAGGAUGACGACAGCAAAGACCCCGACUGGCAAGAACGUCGACCCGGCAUUCGUCACGGGGGUCGGGACGUCUACCCCGGAAACCACGCCCCGAGCGGCACAGGCACAACAACAAUAAACCCCCACCUCCCCACCAACUUAUUCAGCCAACCGCCCUCGACCUUGAACAAGGUCGAAUCGUCCCAGCCAACAUGUCAGCCAUGCUACUCGGCAUCAUCCUCGAUGAGCACCUCCGCGGCGACAAACACCUCGAACAUGUCAAGACGCGCGCUUCGCGAUGCCUCCAAGCCAUCAAUUCCCUCGGUGACUCCAAUUUGGGGCUUUAGUGUAGCCUACCGGCGCCACAUUUACAACGCCUGCAUCGCCGCCAUCAUGACCUAUUAUGAAGCAGCAUGA